Messenger RNA from Bombus pyrosoma, 1016 nucleotides. RefSeq lists its product as uncharacterized. Gene Ontology annotation, cellular component: membrane. The record is from RefSeq and is a predicted model, not a curated record. The transcript has 4 exons. NCBI's taxonomy places the organism in Eukaryota, Metazoa, Arthropoda, Insecta, Hymenoptera, Apidae. The coding region runs from base 308 to 715 and encodes 135 amino acids.
AAAUUGUGCAAGAAAGUUAAUACAUUUAAUGUAUAAAACAUAUAUUUAAAAUUUAAAUGUAGGCGUCGAUGCGCAGGUGCCGUAUGCUCGAAGCGUUCAAGUCAGUUCGGUACAUCCGCCAUAAAAGUUGUAACGACGGAGAAGCUUAACAUAUGGAGUGAUUCCGGACGACAGUAAAAAUCGCUGAUAAAAUACUUCUGGCUACUGCAGUGGCUACACAGUAGUUAUUGAAAUAACUGCUUUUCGCCUACUCUUCGUAGCGCAUAUAUCAACCUUUGAUCUUCUGCGAUCAACCAAUUCGAGAACCAUGAAGAACAGCUUCUGCUUGGCAAUGCUCUCGACGACGUUCUGCUUGCAUGCCGCUAUUGUCCUUUUCUUCCCGUUAAGGACUGGCGGCUUACGAGAGAACUGUACGGACUUCCAAGGAGGCAUUAUCGAACAUGGUCUCUUGUAUGUGCCGGGACCUGCAGUUUGCAGUCUCUGCGUCUGCUAUCAUUCAGAGCCGAAAUGGUGUCAGGCUAUCUUCUGUACACCACCCUAUUGGUGCAGUAAGUUUCGUGUUGGAGAGCGAUGUUGCGAAUUCGUAUGCCUGGACGAUGUAGACACGAAUUUGACCGGACCUGAUGUGAUUGUUGUCACUAGCUCCUCCUGCGUUGACGAACAAGACAUAUACCACCUGAUGGCCUUAAUGAUGCUGUGGGGGGCGUUUAUUUAAAUCUUCAAUAAGGAUUUAAAUGAUGCCGUUGACGAAAUUCAACAAAAAUUUCAACGCAUCAACGGGAAAGGAGAAGGUACGAUGUAGCGUGUUAACGAAACGUUCUAUCUGAGUAAUUUACCUCGAGAAGUACAAACAGUUAGAAACGAAGAUUUCUGUGCGAAUACCUAAUUUUUUUCCUUUAUUUCUUCAUUUCUUUUAAACAAAAUUUUAACAAAAGUGAGGUAAGAUUACGUCAGAGGGUUUGCUUCGUUUUCACAGAUAUUAAUAUAACAAAAAUAAAAAAAAAUGAUAAAACAAA